AGACAUGGGAAAAAAACAGAAGUUAGCAGAAAUUCAUCAAGCCUUAAAUUGUGACCCGGUGGAUAUUGAGACGCUGAGGAGAGCAGCAGUCAGUAAAGGAGGUCUGCUCACAGAUGAAAUGAGGAGAAAAGUUUGGCCUAAACUACUGAACAUCAACGUUUUUGAUUUACCUCCUAAACCUGGCAAAGAUGUGAGGGAGAACCACAAAGACUGCAACCAAGUGCUACUUGACGUCAGGCGGUCUAUGAAGCGGUUUCCGAAAGGAAUGCCAGCUGCAGAGAGAGCAGUUCUUCAAGAGCAGCUCACUGACAUUAUAUUAGAUGUUUUGAAGCGUCAUCCUCAACUUCACUAUUACCAAGGUUACCAUGACGUAGCUGUCACUCUGCUCCUUGUGGUCGGAGAGAGGAUGGCCCUCGCUUUGCUCGACAAGCUCUCCAAUUUCCAUCUGAGGGACUUCAUGGAUCCCACAAUGGACAGUACAAAGCAUAUUUUAAACUAUCUGAUGCCUAUUUUAGAGCAAGUGGACACAGAGCUCCAUGAUUUUAUGAUAAGAGCGGAGGUGGGCACCAUAUUCGCCCUGUCCUGGCUGAUCACAUGGUACGGCCACGUCCUGCCCGAGUUCAAACACACCUUGAGACUCUACGACUUCUUCUUGGCCUCUCACCCACUGAUGCCCAUCUACCUCGCUGCUGCGAUCGUUUUGCACAGAGAGAAGGAAGUGAAGACCACCGAGUGUGACAUGGCCAUGGUCCACCACCUUCUGUCCCGUAUCCCCCAGGACCUCCCAUACGAGCUGCUCAUUGCUCGGGCACAAGAACUCUUUGACCACCACCCCCCGUCUGUUCUGGCCAAAAAGGCAGCUCUGCAGUCCAGAAAGAGUCUGUCCAUCAGCACCUUCCAGGAGUUCCAGCAAUCCACUCUGCACCAAAGACCAGACUCUGUCCUUCAGCGCCUCACUAAAAACCCAGGCUCCUUCUCCAGACACGCCCCUCCAAGCUCCAACACGGCUCUUCUGCCCCGGGACCCCUCCUCCGUGUGGGGGCAGGGCAACAGGGUGGUGAAGAUGGCAGUGUGGGGGCUUUCGGCGACACUCGGAGCUGCUGUGUUCGCUGUAGCUCAAACUGCAAUGGACUGGGGACCUGAGGUGUUACUACAACUGUUCUGACUGUUACGUGUUGUGACAAAUGUAUUUAAAAACACGCAAACAAAGUCUCCGGGCCAGUGCACAGGUGGUCCCACGCUCAGCUGCCAUACAGGUUGGUGCUACUUGUUGUGAAUAGGCUGCCUACUGGGGGGGCACUGCUGAUGUUUCCAGUACCUUAUUUUAAAGGACCUACAUUACACUAAAUUAACUCUUGAGAGCUUCCAGCCAUGUUACAAUGCUGUUAUCUCAUCAAAAACAUACAUGGAGCUGUGUUUUGUUUCAUUCAUACAUGUUUAAAUAACCCUUUAUUAUUAUUCUGUCUACAUCUCCAAAGCUCAAAAUGACAAGUAACAGCUACCUUUUACUUUUAUUUCAGAAGACACGGGUAAACUCAGGGCUGAAAUUAUCCAAAUAAUUCUCGUGAAGGUGUAUGUGAGUUUAGAAACACAGUGGAGCACUUCCUGUUUUCUCACAUGACAUUAUAAGGUGGAACAUGGUGGAGUGUUUUUCAUUUGAGAGAAGAACUCAAGCCUAAAUAUCCAUACACUCCGGGUAUGUUUUUGAUAAGGAAAUAUAUUUUAUAACAUAAAUCAGAAAAUACCAUAAUAUGGGCCCUUUAAUGUGUAGUUGGGAGUGUCUUAAGUACACUAUGUAACCUUUCUGUUGGGGAGAGGGUCUUUUUGUCUCCAUGGAGAUGUAAUGGCUUUGCUUUGAAUCUUCUACAGUACAGUACGGCAUUAACUAUCUAUCUUGCUUUUAAAAAUACAUGCAAAAAGACAUGCAUUCUUACUGUGAGUGGGGCCUCUUCUCCACAGUUUUGACAUGUAACUAGUGCUGUCAUAUGUUUGUUUCCAAGGAUAAAGCUACAAAAAAAAAAAAAAAAAAUGUUUAUGUUGUGAAAAUAGAAAAGAAUCCUUACAAAAUCCAACCUUUGUGAAAGUUGUCAAUGCCCUGUGAGCUGAAAACAGGCAGUCUGAAUUCCCAAAAAAUGCACUGUGCCUCUAUGGGAGAAUUAUUUCUGGGCCCAAGCUCCCGGGAGCUGCAGUACCUGGAGCGGCCAGUAGUUGGUCUCGAGCUACGAAAGACGAGGAAUGCCUUAACGAGUUUUUAUUAUAGAUCCAUGGCCAUACGAGCAACAUUAAUAUCUCCAUGGUGGCAAGAAGUAUCAAAAAAGUUAGCCUUGCUGCUCAUCCAUUUUUGGUUCUGUCUGCUUUUUAUUACUACUUUUAUGACUUUAAUUAUGACACAAAAAGCAAACUACACAAUAUAAUGAUAUAUCCUUUUGGACUGGUAAGGCCAAAUAUCUUUCUACCCUCACCAUCUGUAGGUGUACACUUCCUUCUGUCUCUAGCAAAAUGUAUUUUUUUCACAUUUUUGGCUGUGGACAUUAGACCUGUCAUGAUAAUUAUUAUAUCAACUUAUCAUUCAAUAUAUUAAAGUUGGAACAAUAUAUUUUGAAGCUCAAUAUUUAUCGUGGGUACAGUUUCUUUGUAAAAGUGGGGAGAUUUUGUGUAUUUUUGUUGUAAUAAGAGUUCAAUAACUAACUGUAAUAACCGCUCAGGCCUUUAGAAUGAUACUGUCUGUUUAAAGGUGUACUAUGUAACUUUUCUUGUUCUGCUUGUUUCUAUGAAUAUGUCAUUCCUCUGCCUAGAAUGUUCCACAGUAUGACAUUAAACAGCUCUGCCUUAGAUUUCUUAAAUUCGAGGUGGUUUUCUAUCUUAAAAAUACCAAGAAAAACUGUGAGCGGGGUUGCCUCUCCACAGAUCUGACCUGUAACUAGGCCUGGUUUGGUCCCCAAGUUGAUACAAAGGUUUAAUGCCAUACUGUGAAACAUUACAGACAAAGCAGUAACAUCUCCAUGGAGAAAAGCAUUUGACAGAAUCUCCACCAGAAAAGUUACACAAAAUGCACCUUUAAAUAUUGGUGUAGUGGGAUUAUUCUGCUUUAUUGUUACUGUGUCAGUGGCAUAAAGUAGCUUCCAUAUUAUCAUGUAUUGCAGUAUAUCUCAAAAUGUGUUAUGGUGACAGGCCCACUCAAAGCUAAUUAGACUCCAUUUUCCAUCUUCGGUGCUUAAUUUGUUGGCAGAUGAUUUUUCCUUUUACACACUAAACCUAAAAUAAUUAACUUCAAAUUUUGAUAGAAACCCAGCUUCUAACAGACCUAGCAUUUUGUCGACCAUUGCCGUUUUACAAGACCUGUAUUAUUUCUUUGUUAGCGGUUUUAUUUGGCUGAUAAUUCACGUUUGCAUGUGUUAUUUUUACAUUUCACUUUUGUGGGAUCAGGCGCCACAUCUCGGAGUCAAAAGUGCUCGUACAGCCAGCGCGAUGACACAUGAAUACAAAUUAUUUAAGAGCAGCGUUUUCUGCUGAAAGCCUGGAGUUAUAGUGAAGAAAAGCUUACAGAAAUGGGAGAGACCUUGCCUGCCAGCUAUGGGAAUUAAUUGCUUUAGGUGUCAGCAAGUUAUACUGCUAAAUACAGUUAGCAUGUGUGCGCCAAUGCUUAAUGAUCCCAAGCAGAUUUAUACUGUGUUGAAACCCUUAUUUAAAUUGUAGUUUUUGUUAUUUCUCUGUCUCUUUUCUUACACUUGUGGCUGAGUGAACACAGGCGUCACUUGUAGUUUUAUAUUGUUUAAAUAUUUAGUAGUUUUGCUCCACUGUAGCCCUGAACCCUCACCCUGAACAUGUAUGUCAACAAGCUGAGAGCAAGAGCGAAUUCAGUAGAUUGUGAAGAAGAGAAUUUUAAAAGGUGUACUAUGUAACUUUUUGGUUGGGGGGGUCCGUCAUUUGUUUGUUUCUUUGGAUAUGUCAUUGCUCUUCUUGGAAUAUUCCACAUUAUGACAUUAAGCAGCUCUACCUUACAUUUAUUCAAUUACAGGUGGUUUUAUAGCUUAAAAAUACCUAGAAAAACAGGCAUUUGACUGUGAACAGAGUCGCCACUCCACAGAUCUGACUUGUAACUCGGUCUGGCUUGGUCUCCAUGAUGAUAGAAAGGUUUAAUAUCAUAUUGUGAAACAUUUCAGACGAAGCAAUAACAUCUCCAUGAACAAAAACAUUUGACAGAUCCUCCACCAGAAAAGUUACACAAUGCACCUUUACUAGUAUUGUUAUCGAUUUGUACAUUUUAGGAAUAGACUGCCAGCUUCUGCUUAAGCUUUACUGCACUAAAAUUUGACGUCAGCCUAACCUGAUAGUGGUAUAUUAAUAAUACAGACACAUGCAUAUGUAAAAACACUGUGGUUUGUCUGGGCAGUAGCGACUCUGAAAUAUUUAGCAUUUUCCACUACAUCACUGCAUCUUUUAAUACAGCUUUAAAAUGUCACACUUUUCAGACCACUGCCUCAACAUGCAACUGAUGCUAAUGUCAGUCUUUCACUUAUGAACAUUUAUUUUUUAAGCGCAAUACUCACUAAAUUGGUUAAUACCAUAGACUGUAUAUAGAAAUGGAUUCGCUAGCCGCCGUGUUCCGAGUAGGAAGUGAACAUUGGCACACUUCUGGCUCCAUCGACUUCACAUAUAAAAAAUUAGCCACUCUACAUGAUCCUGCUGUUUUUAUUUCACAAUUUUGUCAGUAAAUAAAUUCCUUUUCCUAAUAUGUUACUCCAAAUUCACCCCUAUAACUGCAAGCCUCAAUGAGCUUCAUUUGACUGGACCUGAACGUUGUGACGUCACACUCACUUAGUUCACUUCUUUAUACAGUCUAUGGUCUACACAUAUAUAAUUAGAUUGUAUGAACCAUAUGAGCCAAUAAUAAGACAUGUUCUGGUCAGUUCAUGGAAGUAUUUCUCAUAUAAUCCUGGUUUCGGUGCUUGAAAAAUGGCUAUCAAAUGUAUGUAUAUUUGCAAUGUAUUAUUUAUUUGACUUUUAAAAUCAGGGUAAACUGUUUUUACCAACGCAUUCUUGCCUUUCUCUUUUAGGAGAGAGCUCAUUUUAAGUCGAGAAAUGUGUACAAUGAAUCCUAAUCUUAAUUGCAGGGAGAAACUUUAUACACGUUAUCUUUUGUUGCUUUUGCGGGCGUGCAGUUUUAGUUACAGAUACACAAUAGCCAUUAUAGCCAGUGGUGCGAGGGUUGCCAGAUCUUAAUGAGAAUUUAAUUUCAGCCCACGGCACUUGGUUUUGGACCUAUUUCUUGUGUAUUUUCUUUAUAUUUUCACUCUUACAUCUGCACCUGUCACAAACAUGAUUGAUGAAUGCAUUAAAAUGAUGGAAACCAAACUUUAUCAGAAUUGUUAAAAGCUUGUUGAUUGUUACUAAGCUUUAAUGUCACAAGACUGGUAAAAUAGAUUCACAUAAAAUUUUUACUUGAAGCAGAAUGUAGUCAAAAGUUAUAUUUGGAGAUUUGAAUUUUAACAUAUUAAAGGUGCACUAUGUAACUUUUUGGUUGGGGGUCCGUCACCUGGUUGUUUCUGUAGAUAUGCCAUUCUAUAGAUCUGUCUUGAAUGUUCUACCCAGGCUGGUGCCACCUAGUGCCUCCACUCAAUUUCAUUUCUCUCCAGCGACUAGGUCAGGAAUCGGAAUACACUAGACAGUUUGCAAGAACCCCGGAAGUUGUAGACCACACACCAGCCAAUCAGUGAAGAGCUGAACCAACCUGAGUUGUGAUAGCAGAUUGCAUAUGCUAAUACAAACUUUGCAUUUUUUAUUGCAGCAUUUACUUGGACAACACUGAGCGUUCCGGCGCAUUACAUACGUCUUGACCAAAUAGCAGCAAUUGGUUAAAUAAAAAAAGUACCUGCCUACCGUCGAGCGAAAAAAAAUCUAAUGCUGCAAGGAUGUAUCAGGCUAGGAAUGUUUCACAGUAUGACAUUAAGCAGCUUUACCUUGCAGUUACGAAAUUACGCUUGGUUUUAUAGUGCAAAAAUACCAAGAAAAACAGGCAUUCUGACUGUGAGUGGGGUCACCUCUCCGCAGAUCUGACCUGUAACUUGGUCUGGUUUGGUCUCCUUGAAGAUAGAAACAUAUACCAUAUACCAUAUACCAUAUUGGGAAGUAUUCCAGACACAAAAGUAACAUCUCCAUGGAAAAAAACAACAGACCCUCCACCAGAAAAGUUACACAGUGUACCUUUAAACAUCUUUGGCAUCAUUUUUUUUUUUUGUCUGUAAAUUGCAACUACUUGAUAGGAAGUCCUAUGUAUGUGAGGAGUUUGCCUUUCAGUGAACUCCCUCUGGGCUGCGAGGCUCUUGGGACAAACUCAGGUUCAAAUCCCCCAAAGACUGUAUCUCACCAAAUGCUUUUUAUAAAGAAAUGGGUUAAGGUCACUGGACAUUUAAUGCAUGUUUCAACGUAAAUGGCAGAUUGUGGUUUUAAACAUAUCAAGCUUUUUGCACUUUAAUGUUACGUGUGGAGAAAGAAAUUGUUAUUUUGUGAUCAAUAAAUGAAUUAAUUUAAAACUUUA
This is a messenger RNA of Boleophthalmus pectinirostris (great blue-spotted mudskipper), 6538 nucleotides long. RefSeq lists its product as uncharacterized. Gene Ontology annotation, biological process: positive regulation of GTPase activity; endoplasmic reticulum to Golgi vesicle-mediated transport. Gene Ontology annotation, cellular component: endoplasmic reticulum membrane. NCBI's taxonomy places the organism in Eukaryota, Metazoa, Chordata, Actinopteri, Gobiiformes, Gobiidae. The coding region runs from base 5 to 1165 and encodes 386 amino acids. The record is from RefSeq and is a predicted model, not a curated record. The transcript is spliced from 9 exons. Gene Ontology annotation, molecular function: GTPase activator activity.